UGCGACAACAACAACAACAACAGCUGUCUGACCGAGAUAAGUUUGUGCCGAUUUUAAGUUUCGUUUUCAAUGAAAUAGCUUUGUCGAAUAUUUUUUAUUCUGAACGGCCUGAUAAACGUAACUUUAUCCCUAUGUUCGCCUACUUGCAUGUACGUGUUAUCUUAAUAUUGAUAAGAUUGGCUGCUCUUGCUACACGUGGUUAGUUCACAAUUUGACAGUUUAACGCUAACGGAAAAAAAGAAAGUCUUUGUUUGAAAAUGUCUCGAGGAUACAGGAAAAACGGCAUUCCCGACAGGUGGUUAGAUUAUCAACCUGUGGGGAAACGCCUUCCAGGAUCUCGUUUUAUUGCUUUUAAAGUACCACUAAAGUUGGCUUUAACUCGGAAACUUGCAAGUUCUGAUGUCUUUGGACCCUGGGAGCUGCUUGACACUGUGAAAAGGGACAGUCAGGAACUUGGUUUUAUAAUUGAUCUGACAUACACUAAACGCUAUUACACACCAGAGGAUGUCCCAGGCUCCCUGCAGUAUGUCAAGAUCUUCACAGCUGGACAAGAAAUUCCCAGUGAUGCAACAAUUCUGAGUUUUAAGCGUGCUGUUUGCCGUUUUCUAUGUGAAAAUGCAGAUAAUGAUAAAUUGAUCGGAGUCCACUGCACCCAUGGCUUGAAUCGUACUGGGUAUCUUAUUUGUAGAUACCUAAUAGACGUGGAUGGAUUGGAUCCUCCUAAGGCCAUUGAAUUGUUUAAUUCUUCAAGAGGCCAUGCAAUAGAGAGACAGAACUAUUUAGAUGAUCUGCUGUCAGGACCCAAGAGGAGUAAUGAAGGGAUUGAGGAAUGUGACCUAAAGCUAGUUAAAGGUAAUUCCACUCAUCGUCCAGCAGAUUCUGAAGCAAAUUUCAACAACAUGAAGGAAAGGCCAGGAGUUUCUAAUGAUCCCUCAAGGUACAGUCAAAGGAGAAAGAACCACUGCAGCCACCCUCCAAGCAGAAACCAGUCUUUGGGCUUGCCAUUGCCUUUAGCAUCCGGCCUACUACCAUUACCUGGUGGUAGUGGAUCAGGGUUAUUGCCCCCUCCUGGUGGAACAGGCCUGCUGCCAUCACCUCCCUUCUCCAUGACUGCCGCACCUUUCGGCUUUUACCGCUGGAGUCCUCCUCAGGCUAAUUACCAGUGGCGAGGACCACUUCCCAGAGCUGAGAGUAGGGCCCCCCCACCUGACUCCAUGGGGAGGUCCUGCUCCUCUUACAACCAAAGAGGCAGCAGAGACAACCCCAUUCCUUCUAACCAAGCUCCACGUGCCUCUGGCCAGUGGGCCAAUGACUCGGACACCUACACUUAUGGGAUACCUGGAAAGUGGGAUGGCCCCAAAAUGAGAACUCGAGAGGAACACAACCACAGAUUCUACUACUAAAACCAUUCUUAUGAUUAUCCCUAACACAGGCUGCGCUGGGAUUUGUGGUAUGCAAACUUUAUACUUAAUGUUUUUUUCUCUACAAAUCCAUAUGAUAUUCAGGUUUGGCAUAUAAGGAUCUUAAAUAAGUGGCCACUGACAAAAUUGUGAUUGAUAGAAAUUGUAGCAGAUUAUACAGAUGGUGUAAUAGAUAUUUUUCCAAUGUUGAUUUUUAAUAGUUGAAGGAGCCCCUGAAGUGCCUUGUGGCGAAUAAUGUAAUAAUUUUAUUUGUGAACACUUACAAGCAGACAUUAUUGAGCGAUUCAUGCUUCAUUUUAACUGACAAACUUCAAAAACACAUUUCUAGAGAGUACUUACAAAUAAGAAUAUUAGUAAAGGGGGAAAAUGCUAAAUAUGUUUAUGUAAAAAAGGAUAAAGCCACAAUGUGUAACUUAAAAUAAAAACAUGUUUUUACAUUUA
Messenger RNA from Boleophthalmus pectinirostris (great blue-spotted mudskipper), 1862 nucleotides. RefSeq names its product dual specificity phosphatase 11 (RNA/RNP complex 1-interacting) (gene dusp11). The transcript is spliced from 8 exons. Gene Ontology annotation, molecular function: polynucleotide 5'-phosphatase activity; protein tyrosine/serine/threonine phosphatase activity. The record is from RefSeq and is a predicted model, not a curated record. Lineage: Eukaryota; Metazoa; Chordata; Actinopteri; Gobiiformes; Gobiidae. Gene Ontology annotation, biological process: dephosphorylation. The coding region runs from base 258 to 1403 and encodes 381 amino acids.